AUGCCGCAACGAAAAGGAAGAGGUAACUGGGGCAAGAACAAGGGCAAGAGUGGCCGUGGCGGCGGCAACAACUGGUCGACUGAGCGCAAAUCGUACGCCGAAGUGCCCAAGGUCAACGAGCAAUUCGAGAGACUGUACAAUGACAUGAGCAUUGUGCCCGAGGGCGAGGAGCGCGAACAGUUCUGGGCUGCGCUCCGUCGCGAGCUCCCCAACUCGUUCCGCUUCUGCGGCAGCAAAGGACAUGCGCUCGCCGUGCAAAAGAACCUGGACGAACACUUCAUCCCUCAGAUCAAGUCGAUGAAGUUUGACGACCAGACGGUCGAACCUCCCAUGCCCAUCACCUGGUACCCCAACCAGCUCGCCUACUACAUGACAACCCCCAAGAACGUCAUCCGCAAGUUCCCUCCCUUUGCCGCCUUCCAGAAGUUCCUCGUCUCCGAGACCGCCGUCGGCAACAUCAGUCGUCAAGAAGCCGUCUCCAUGAUCCCCCCGCUCCUUCUCGACGUGCAGUCGCACCACACCGUUCUCGAUCUGUGCGCCGCCCCCGGAAGCAAGAGUGCUCAAUUGGUUGAGAUGCUGCACGCUGGAGAAGAGUCGCGUAUUCGCAAGGCUACAAAGCAACACCAGGACGCCCAGGCCGACCCCGCUGGAGCUGCUGACGAGACUGUAGAGGGCAACGACUGGAGUGAUGAUGGCAGAGCUACUGGACUUUUGGUCGCAAACGAUGUCAACUACCAGCGCGCCCAGAUGUUGGUUCACCAGGUCAAGCGCUUGAACAGCCCCAACUUGAUUGUCACCAACCACGAUGCCACCAUGUUCCCUUCCAUCGAGCUCCCCGCGGACCCCGUUCCUGCGGGCACCAAGAAGCAGGGCAAAUGGCUGAAGUUUGACAGAAUUCUUGCCGACGUGCCUUGCUCUGGCGACGGUACUUGCAGAAAGAACCCCAAUAUCUGGAAGGAUUGGAUCCCUGGAAACGGUCUUGGCCUCUACAUUACUCAGGUCCGCAUUCUUGUUCGCGCCCUUCAGAUGCUCAAGGUUGGUGGUCGCGUCGUCUACUCGACUUGCUCCAUGAACCCCGUUGAGAACGAGGCUGUCAUUUCCAGCGCCAUCGACCGUUGUGGUGGUAUCGAGAAGGUCAACAUUGUCGAUGUCAGUGAUCAACUGCCAGAGCUCAAGCGUUACGCUGGUCUUAAGCAGUGGAAGAUCAUGGACAAGGAGGGUCGUCUCUGGAACUCCUGGGAGGAAGUCGAGGAUGCAAAGUCAAAGAAGUUCGAGGCUUCGCUUGAGCGUGUCGUUCCCGGCAUGUUCGCUACUGCUGGCCACGACCUUCCUCUUGACCGCUGUGUUCGCGUCUACCCUCACCAGCAGGAUACCGGUGGUUUCUUCAUCACCGUCCUCGAGAAGAAGUCUGAGAUCAGAGCCAAGCCCGAGACCGAGACCAAGGCUACCAACAACACUCCUUCUGUCGUUUCUAUCGCCAAGGAGAUUGUAGCCAAGCCCGAGUCCGACGGUGUCAUUCCUAAGCUCGAGACCAUUGAGGACUACGCUCCUAGAAGCACUGACCACACUGUCGAGACCGGAACCGCCUCUGCCGCUCAACGUCAGAACAAGGAAGCCAUUGCUGACAUCGACACCGCAUCUAACAAGCGCGGUCUCGAGGAUGUCGGCGAUUCUGCCGCUCAAGACAUCAAGAGAGCUAGAACAGAGAAGGAUGAGGGCGCCGGUCCUGGUGCCGUUGGUGAGGUUGGUCAGAUGGAACACUGGCCUAUGCCUCCUUCUGCACCUCUCAGACAUGACGAAGUCACUCCUGAUGAGCCUGCCGCUGCAGCAGCAGCCGGUGGAUCUCGCGGACGCCGUAACAACCAGCCUCACGAAGAGGCCUUCAAGUACCUCACCCCCGACCACGAGGAGCUUGAUGGCAUCUUCGACUUCUAUCAACUCUCCUCCCGCUUCCCUAGAGACCGUUUCAUGGUUCGCAACGCCCUCGGUAACCCCGUCAAGGCAAUCUACUACACCACCGCUCUUGCCAAGGAUAUCCUGACCAAGAACGAAGGUCGUGGUAUGAAGUUCGUGCACUCGGGUGUCAAGAUGUUCGUCAAGCAAGACGCCCAAGGUCAAGAUAUUUGCCGCUGGCGUCUGCAAAGCGAGGGUCUUCCUAUUGUUGAGGGCUGGGCCGGCGAGAACAGAAUAAUUCGCUGUUACAAGCAGCAGACUCUGCGUAAGCUUUUGAUCGAGAUGUUCCCUCGCGUUAGCGGAGAGCACUGGAAGGAGCUUGGCGAGAUUGGCGAGAAGGCCAAGGAUAUCGGUAUGGGAUGUUGUAUCCUCCGUGUCGAACCUUCUGAUCAAGAAGAUGGCUUCAAGGAGAGAUUGACACUACCCCUCUGGCGCAGCAUUUCUUCGCUCAACCUCAUGUUACCGAAGGAAGAGCGUCGUGCUAUGCUUCUCCGUCUCUUCAAGGACGAGUCCCCACUCAUCGACCACAGCCAGCAGCCUAACCGCAAGAACGGCCCCGCAGCAGACUCCACCGUCUCUGCCACCUCAGCGCCGGAGACCGUUAACGACAGCGACGGCGGUGUGGCAUUGAAUGACGUGGAUGACGAUAUGGAGGAUGCCGAUGCUACUGCUCCAGUAGGCGCUAGCGGUGUAGGCACUGAAGAGGACGCCAUGGCCACCGAGGAUGCCCUCAGGGCUAAGCAGCAGGAGAUUGUUGAUGUUGACCAAGCUGUCGCUGCGGCGCCGGAAAGGGAAGGCGAGACCGACGAGGCCAACACUACUGUUUAA
This is a messenger RNA of Aureobasidium subglaciale EXF-2481, 2781 nucleotides long. RefSeq lists its product as uncharacterized. NCBI's taxonomy places the organism in Eukaryota, Fungi, Ascomycota, Dothideomycetes, Dothideales, Saccotheciaceae. Bases 1 to 2781 code for a protein of 926 amino acids. Gene Ontology annotation, cellular component: nucleus; cytoplasm. Gene Ontology annotation, molecular function: tRNA binding; tRNA (cytidine-N5)-methyltransferase activity. The transcript has 4 exons. The record is from RefSeq and is a predicted model, not a curated record. Gene Ontology annotation, biological process: tRNA methylation.